Messenger RNA from Indicator indicator, 1080 nucleotides. RefSeq names its product cilia and flagella associated protein 36 (gene CFAP36). The transcript has 10 exons. The record is from RefSeq and is a predicted model, not a curated record. Gene Ontology annotation, cellular component: ciliary base; axoneme. Bases 1 to 1080 code for a protein of 359 amino acids. NCBI's taxonomy places the organism in Eukaryota, Metazoa, Chordata, Aves, Piciformes, Indicatoridae.
AUGGCGGCAGAGGCAGAGGAGGGCGAUGUGGAGUGGGUGGUAGACACAAUCGCUGGCUUCUUGCGGGGACCCGCCUGGUCCAUCCCCAUCCUGGAGUUCAUGGAGCAGAAGUGCGAAGUUUUUGAUGAUGAAGAAGAAAGCAAGUUGUCUUAUACAGAAAUUUACCAGGAAUACCAAGCUCUGGUUGAAAAAUUACUAGAAGACUAUCUUAAAGAAGUUGGAAUCAAUGAAGAGAAAUUUCAAGAAGCUUUUUCAUCUCCUCUUGCAAAGACACACACUUCACAGGCCAUUUUGCAAACAGUAUUGGCAGCAGAAGAUUUUAGACUAUUUAAAAAAAUGAUGGUACAGAAAAAUAUUGAAAUGCAGUUGCAAGCUAUUAGAAUCAUUAAAGAAAGAAAUGGUGUAUUGCCUGACUGUUUGACAGAGGGUUCUGAUGUAUUCAGUGAAAUUGAACAAGAAGAAAUGAAAAUACUGAGGGAGGUUCUAAGGAAAUCAAAGGAAGAAUAUGAAAUAGAACAAGAAAGGAAAAGGAAUGAAGAAGCACAUGCCAGAUGUAAAUCACCAGAUGUUACCUACAGUUUUUCAGGAGAUCUGAGAGAAGCUGUAAAAGUCAAGGAGUUCACUGAGAGAGCUGAUGCUUCUGGAGAAACUCCAAAACUUCCAUUAGAGCAACCUUGGAAACCUGCGAGGAAAGACUUAAAACCAGUACACCCAUUACAGAAAGGACCAGAAAGCUUACCUCAGCCAUCCUGCACCAAGGGGAAAGAGGACACUAAGAAAAGGUCAUCUGGAAAGUGUUCAGAAAAUGCAGCACAAAAAGCUGGGACAAAAGGACUGAGUUUAUCAGAAGUUGAAGAACAGCAUCUGAAGCAACGAGAGGAUUACCUUAAGAAAAAACGAGAUAUGCUGAUGGCUACAAAGAAAGAGUCAAGAAAUAACGUACUGUUACCAGCAGACACUGACCAGAAAGAGGAGGAACCAUCUCCUAAAGAGGAAAUGUCAGAGGAGAAGCAAAGAUUGCUACAGAAGAGAAAAAUGCUUGCAGAAAAACUAAAAGAAGAAGUUAUUAAUAAGCGGUAG